AUGGAGAGUUUCUGCAACUCGACUUUUUGGAAUUCCUCAUUCUUCGAUACUCCGGAGAUAGACCUGCCACUUUGUUUUGAACAAACAGUUCUGGUGUGGAUUCCCUUGGGUUUUCUUUGGCUCCUGGCCCCUUGGCAGCUUCUUCAUGUAUAUAGAUCCAAGAAAAAACGAUCUCCUAUAACUAAAUUCUACCUCGCCAAGCAGGUACUUGUUGGGUUUCUUCUGAUUCUAGCUGCCAUUGAGCUGGCCCUGGUGCUCACAGAAGACACAGGACAAGCUACAAUCCCUCCUGUUAAAUAUACCAAUCCGAUUCUCUACCUGGGCACAUGGAUCCUGGUUUUGCUAAUCCAACACAGCAGGCAGUGGUGUAUACAGAAGAAUUCUUGGUUCCUAUCCCUCUUCUGGAUUCUCUCAAUUCUCUGUGGCACUUUCCAGUUUCAGACUCUGAUCCGGGAGCUCCUACGGGGUAACAAUUCUAAUCUGGUCUAUUCCUGCCUGUUCUUCAUCAACUAUGGAUUCCACAUCCUGACCCUGAUCCUUUCAGCCUUCUCAGAAACAAGUGACUCGUCACAUAGUCCUUCAUCCACAGCAUCAUUUCUGAGUAGCAUUACCUUUAGUUGGUAUGACAGCAUGGUUCUGAAAGGUUACAAGAAACCUUUGGCACUUGAUGAUAUCUGGGAUGUUGAUGAAGAGCUUAAAACAAAGUCAGUCAUGAGCAGGUUUGGAGUAUACAUGGCAAGAGACCUACAGAAGGCCAAGCAGGCCUUCCAAAGACGGCAGCGGAAGAACUCCCAGUGGAACCCUGGAGCCACGCUACAUGGCUUAAACAAGAACCAGAGUCAAAGCCAAGAUGUCCUUGUCCUGGAAGAAGCUAAAAAGAAAAAGGAGAAGUCUGACACCACAAAAGACUAUCCCAAAUCCUGGCUGUUGAAGACCCUCUUCAAAACUUUCCAUAUCUGGAUCCUGAAAUCAUUCAUCACAAAACUAGUGCAUGACAUCCUCAUGUUUGUGGGUCCUCAGCUGCUGAAAACCCUCAUAGCCUUUGUAAGUGACCAGAACACAUAUGUAUGGGUUGGAUAUCUCUACGCCAUCCUGUUGUUUGCUGUGACUCUCAUCCAAUCUCUCUGCCUUCAGUAUUAUUUUCAAAAGUGUUUCAUACUGGGAAUGAGUGUACGUACAACCGUUAUGGCUUCUGUAUAUAAGAAGGCAUUGACCUUAUCCAAUGUGGCCAGAAAGCAGUACACCAUUGGAGAAACAGUGAACCUGAUGUCUGUGGAUGCUCAGAAACUCAUGGAUGUGUCCAACUACAUGCAUUUGGUGUGGUCAAGUGUUGUACAGAUUGUCUUAUCCCUCGUCUUCCUUUGGAGAGAGUUGGGACCCUCAGUCUUCGCAGGUUUUGGAGUGAUGGUUCUCCUAGUCCCAAUUAAUGGAGUACUGGUCACUAAGAACAGAAGUAUUCAGUUCAGAAACAUGAAGUGUAAAGACAAACGUUUAAAGCUCAUGAAUGAGGUCCUCAGUGGAAUCAAGAUCCUGAAAUAUUUUGCCUGGGAACCUUCAUUCAAAGACCAAAUUCUCAACAUUCGGAAGAAAGAGCUCAAUAACCUGAAAGUCUUUGGUCGGUUGCAGACUGUGAUAAUAUUCCUCUUGCAAUUAGCUCCAGUCUUGGUGUGUGUGGUCACAUUUUCCGUUUAUGUUUUGGUGGAUAGCAACAAUAUUUUGGAUGCAGAAAAGGCUUUCACUUCCAUUACCCUCUUCAAUAUCCUGCGUUUUCCACUAAGCAUGCUUCCCAUGGUGAUCUCAUCUAUGCUUCAGGCCAGCGUUUCUAUAGAACGGCUAGAGAAGUACUUGGGAGGGGAUGACUUGGACACAUCUGCCAUUCGACAUGUCUCCAAUUUUGACAAGGCAGUACAGUUUUCUGAGGCCUCCUUUACCUGGGACCGGGACUUGGAAGCCACAAUCCAAGAUGUGAACCUGGACAUUAUGCCAGGCCAGUUGGUGGCUGUGGUGGGCACUGUGGGCUCUGGGAAAUCCUCCUUGAUGUCAGCCAUGCUGGGAGAAAUGGAAAAUGUCCAUGGGCACAUCACCAUCAAGGGCACUACAGCCUAUGUCCCUCAGCAGUCCUGGAUUCAGAAUGGCACCAUCAAGGACAACAUCCUUUUUGGAGCAGAGUUCAAUGAAAAGAGGUAUCAUCAGAUUCUGGAAGCCUGUGCUCUCCUCCCCGACUUGGAAAUAUUGCCUGGAGGAGACCUGGCUGAGAUUGGAGAGAAGGGUAUAAAUCUCAGUGGUGGCCAGAAGCAGCGAAUCAGCCUGGCCAGAGCAACCUAUCAGAACUCAGACAUCUAUAUUCUGGAUGAUCCUCUAUCGGCUGUGGAUGCUCAUGUAGGGAAACAUAUUUUCAAUAAGGUCUUGGGUCCCAAUGGCCUGCUGAGUGGCAAGACUCGACUCUUGGUCACACAUAGCAUUCACUUUCUUCCCCAAGUGGAUGAAAUUGUGGUUGUGGGGAAUGGCACUAUUUUGGAAAAAGGAUCAUAUAGUGCUCUUCUGGCCAAGAAAGGAGUGUUUGCGAAGAAUCUGAAGACAUUCACGAAACAUUUGGGCCCUGAAGGGGAGGCCACAGUUAAUGAUGACAGUGGGGAAGAAGAUGAUGAUUGUGGGCUGAUACCCACUAUAGAGGAGCUCCCUGAGGAUGCAGCCUCCUUGACCAUGAAGAGAGAGAACAGCUUUCAUCAAAAACAGAGCUUCAGCUCUAGGUCCAAUAGCAGGCAUCGGAAGUUCCUGAAAAACUCCUUGAAAUCUCAAAAUGUGAAUGCCCUAAAGAAGGAAGAACUAGUGAAAGGACAAAAACUAAUUCAAAAGGAAUUCAUGGAAACUGGAAAGGUGAAGUUCUCUAUCUACCUGAAAUACCUACAAGCAGUAGGAUGGUGUUCAAUAUUCAUCACCAUCCUUCUGUUCAUGAUGAAUUCUGUGGCUUUUAUUGGAUCCAACCUGUGGCUCAGUGCUUGGACCAGUGACUCUCAAAACUUCAAUAGCACCAACUAUCCAACCUCUCAGAGAGACAUGAGAAUUUGGGUCUAUGCAGUUCUGGGAUUAGCACAAGGUGCAUUUGUGCUCAUGGCAACUUUCUUGAAUGUAUACAGUUGUGUUCAUGCAGCAAAAAUCUUGCACAGACAGCUGCUGAACAAUGUCCUCCGAGCACCCAUGAGUUUUUUUGACACAACACCCACAGGCCGGAUUGUGAACAGGUUUGCUGGUGAUAUUUCCACUGUGGAUGACACCCUUCCUCAGACCUUGCGCAGCUGGAUUGUUUGCUUCCUGGGAAUAAUCAGCACCCUUGUCAUGAUUUGCAUGGCCACCCCUGUCUUCACCAUUAUCGUCAUUCCUCUUGGCAUUAUUUAUGUGUCUGUUCAGGUGUUUUAUGUGUCUACUUCCCGCCAGCUGAGACGUUUGGACUCUGUCACCAGGUCCCCAAUCUACUCUCACUUCAGUGAGACUGUAACAGGUUUGCCUGUUAUCCGUGCCUUUGAGCACCAGCAGCGGUUUCUAACACACAGUGAGGUGGGGAUUGACACCAACCAGAAAUGUGUCUUUUCCUGGAUCACUUCCAACAGGUGGCUUGCAAUUCGCCUGGAGCUGGUUGGGAACCUGAUCAUCUUCUCUUCAUCCUUGCUGCUGGUUAUUUAUAAAGAUACCCUACAGGGGGACACGGUGGGCUUUGUUCUGUCCAAUGCCCUCAAUAUCACCCAGACCCUGAACUGGCUAGUGAGGAUGACAGCAGAUACAGAGACUAACAUCGUAUCUGUUGAGCGAAUAAAUGAGUACAUAAAUGUGGAAAAUGAGGCACCCUGGGUGACUGAUAAGAGGCCUCCAGCAGAUUGGCCCUCCAAAGGUGAGAUCCAGUUUCACAGCUACCAAGUACGGUACAGGCCUGAGCUGGAUCUAGUACUGAAAGGGAUCACCUGCCACAUCAAGAGCAUGGAGAAGGUUGGUGUGGUGGGCAGGACUGGAGCUGGGAAAUCUUCUCUCACAAACUGCCUCUUCAGGAUCUUAGAGGCUGCAGGUGGCCAGAUCACCAUUGAUGGAUUAGAUAUUGCUUCCAUUGGGCUCCAUGACCUUCGAGGGAAACUAACCAUCAUCCCCCAGGACCCCAUCCUGUUCUCCGGAAGCCUGAGGAUGAAUCUAGAUCCUUUCAACAGCUACUCAGAUGAAGAGAUUUGGAAGGCCCUGGAGUUGGCACACCUUAAAUCCUUUGUAGCUGGCUUGCAGUUUGGAUUGUCCCAUGAAGUGGCAGAAGCCGGUGACAAUCUGAGCAUAGGGCAGAGGCAGCUCCUGUGCCUGGGCAGGGCUCUGCUUCGGAAGUCCAAGAUUCUGGUCCUGGAUGAGGCCACUGCUGCUGUGGAUCUAGAGACAGAUCACCUCAUUCAGAUGACCAUCCGAAAUGAAUUCUCCAACUGCACCGUCAUCACCAUCGCCCACAGGCUGCAUACCAUCCUGGAUAGCGACAAGAUAAUGGUUCUGGACAAUGGGAAGAUUGUGGAGUAUGGCAGCCCUGAAGAGCUACUGGCGAACCCUGGCCCUUUUUAUUUUAUGGCCAAAGAAGCUGGCAUUGAGAAUGUGACUGACACAGCACUCUAG
Castor canadensis (American beaver) is the source of this 4632-nucleotide messenger RNA. RefSeq names its product ATP binding cassette subfamily C member 2 (gene Abcc2). The record is from RefSeq and is a predicted model, not a curated record. Gene Ontology annotation, molecular function: ATP binding; ATP hydrolysis activity; ABC-type transporter activity. Gene Ontology annotation, cellular component: apical plasma membrane. Gene Ontology annotation, biological process: transmembrane transport. Lineage: Eukaryota; Metazoa; Chordata; Mammalia; Rodentia; Castoridae.